Miscanthus lutarioriparius is the source of this 1299-nucleotide messenger RNA. The record is from the annotation of a GenBank genome assembly. NCBI's taxonomy places the organism in Eukaryota, Viridiplantae, Streptophyta, Magnoliopsida, Poales, Poaceae.
AUGCUCGCCGAUGUCCUGGGCCGCCUGCCGCCCAGCAGCCUAGCGGCGUCACGCUGCGUCCGCAAGCACUGGUGCUCCAUCAUCGACGCCCGGCGCCUCCUCCGCGCCGACCUCCUCCCUCUCCGCCUCGACGCCUUCUUCUGCACCUCCCUCGACCACAUCGACCGGAUGACCUAUUUCUUCGCACGCCCCUCGACGGCGCGCCGAAUCCGCCUCGACCUCAUACAUGAACGCUACUACGAUCGGGAAGUGGAUGAUCACUGCAAUGGUCUGCUCUUGGUGUGUGGGUGUUACAUGGUGGUCAACCCUGCCACACGGCAAUGGGCUAACUUGCCUACCUCCCCGGAACCAUCCAUUGGCGACAUGCUUGGUGGGGUCAGGGUCUGGGCCGGGACGACGACGGAUCAGGAUCAGGAUGAGGAGAACGACGACCACCACUUGUUGUAUCCACGCUUUCACCUUGUGUACGAUCCCAUGGCGGAGUCGCCGCAGCACUUCGAGGUAUUUCUUAUCCCCUUCCUUGACCAUGGUCUGGGCAAUCGGGAAAACAUCACCAUCGACAUUGAGGAGCAAGAAUGGCCGCCAUCGACAUUGAGAAUCCACGUCUUCUCGUCGAGGAGAUGGAGGUGGGAGGAGAGGUCCUGGGUCCGCCAGGGGGAGCCUGCCGGGACCAUGGCCGAUAUGCUGCAAUCCGAUUGCUGGGACCACAAGGCCGUAUAUUUCCGGGGAGCACUCUAUGUGCAUUGUCAAAAUGAUUCUAUCAUGAGGAUAGCCUUGUCCAAUGACAAGUACCAAAUGAUGAAAUCUCCAGCAACAUGCGGCAAACUUGGUGGGGGUACCGAUGCUACCUUUCAUUUGGGAAAAUCAGAGAAAGGGACUAACAUCAGCCUUCCACCGCUGCUUGCAAAUAGACGCCCUCUUGUUCACAGCGGCUUUGCUGAUGAUGAAUGGAGGGUCAUCCGUGACUAUAAUAACAAGGAGGAAGUACCACCUGCUGCUGCACAUGGCGACGACGAGUUUGCUGCUGCUGAUGAUGAAUGGGACUUUGACAAUGCUGACAUUGUCCUCGAUGAAGCCAAAGAUGAAGCAGACGGGCACUACUACCCUGUUGAUUUCCUCGGAUUUCAUCCUUACAAAGAGAUUGUCUUCUUUUGCGUACCAUCUGGGACAAUAUCUUAUAAUUUGAAUACCUCAAAGUUUCAACAGUUGGGCGGACGUAUAAAUAUACCAGUGGCCGGCAUGAGUUCCUGUUUCCCAUACACGCCAUGCUGGAUACGGGGAUUAUUUGAAAACAGUUGA